Sinocyclocheilus grahami is the source of this 555-nucleotide messenger RNA. Its product is annotated as forkhead box protein G1-like. Gene Ontology annotation, biological process: regulation of transcription by RNA polymerase II. The coding region runs from base 1 to 555 and encodes 184 amino acids. The record is from RefSeq and is a predicted model, not a curated record. Gene Ontology annotation, molecular function: sequence-specific double-stranded DNA binding; DNA-binding transcription factor activity. Lineage: Eukaryota; Metazoa; Chordata; Actinopteri; Cypriniformes; Cyprinidae. Gene Ontology annotation, cellular component: nucleus. The transcript has a single exon.
AUGGAGGAACUAAAAGCCACCGUGGGGUUUUCCCACAAGUCCUCAUUCAGCAUCAGCAGCUUACUGCUCCGACACGAGCGAGCGAGAACCGACGCUACCGCCGCGCCAGAAGCACCUUGCCCCCGCGCCGCGAGGCCGCCUGCGCGCUCCAAUCAGCCAAAUGACGGAAAACACAAACCUAUUCGAGAGCGGAACGACUUGGCGACCAGACCGGAUAAAGAAGAGGUAGCUGGAGAGCCAAAGUGUGAAGGAACUGAUGGACAGGAGAAGAAGAGUAAACCCGAUAAGCCUCCGUUCAGUUAUAACGCGCUUAUCAUGAUGGCCAUCCGCCAGAGUCCGGAGCGACGGCUCACCCUCAACGGCAUCUAUGAGUUCAUCAUAGGCAACUUCCCGUACUACCGAGAAAACAGGCAGGGCUGGCAGAACUCCAUCCGACACAACCUGAGCCUUAACAAGUGCUUCGUCAAGGUCCCGCGCCACUACGACGACCCCGGAAAAGGCAACUACUGGAUGCUGGACCCGUCCAGUGAUGAUGUGUUCAUCGGCGUCAUAUAA